AUGCAAUACCAGAAGGUUCUGCAAUACAAUGAACACAUUGGAGUUGUUUCGAAUGCUGUUGUCAAUGAAUCCUUCACUGCGGGAGAAGCCGUCAAAGGGUACCAGCCUUUUGAAAACUACCGACCUGUGACGCCAGUAAACAACUUCGAGCCAUUAAACAUUCCAAACUUUGCCAGUGUGACGUCCGGCCAUGCAUCCAUCCUUACCAGAAACAAGGUCCGGGGGCCAAGUAUCAUCAAGCCGAAGUCGGGGCUUAUCGAUGGCACUAUUCAUGUGGAUCAGCAUCCCGGUCCAAAGAAGACGAAGCUUGAAAAUGACCGAGCAGAAUUGAAAGGAAAUUUGUCUUGUCUUUACAACCAGCCUCAGUAUGGCUCCAUCGAGGGUAUCAACUGUUUCCGUCGCUUGCUGGACCUUUUGUCAAGGUUUCCAGACGAAGAACUCAUCAAUGUCGCCAAGACUUACUUCUAUGCAAAAGAUGAUACCAUUCUAGGGAAAAUCAUAACCCGACGAAUGAAAAGUGACCGUCUGUACCUUGUUGAUGCCUUCGCUGAACUGAACACCAAGCUCUCCAUUGACCUUCUCGUCAAAUUUGGCUUCAAGGCCAGCCCAGAGAUCAUGAGAAGGAUGUUCUCUCAUUUUGUGGGACAGGAUAGUCUGCCUCAGCAGCUUUUUGUGAAGGAGUUGAAGCAUUACGCUUUCCACCCAGAGGAUUUCCCGGAUGAGCUAAAUAGACAGGAGACCCGUCACUCAGCCCUUCUCGUGCUUGGUAGCUAUGUGAAUACACUGAAGAAGCACAAUGAAAUGGAGGAGGCCCAUUCCUUGAUUGGGGAACUCGAGGCAAUGCUUGGAAUUCACGAUCCUUACAAAUACCGACUAAAGAGGUCACUGUUAUCAGAACAAGAGGCGCUGGAUCACGAUACCAUGAACAUGAUCCUGAUUGAAGCUCUCGGUAAUGCCGGAAUGGAGAGAUCAUACGAGCACAUCGUGUCCUAUGUUAAUGUGACGACAGUCCCUCUUCUCAAACGAUCGGGACUUCACGCUCUACGAUACUUCCACCAUGAUGAGGCUGCCGAGUUACUGUUCCAAGUUGCAACCAAUGAUGCGGAUGACGUGGUCCGCUACGAAGCAGGGCUCCAUUAUCAACGCCACCCCAAGGCUGUGCCGGCUAGUCUCUUCGAUGGACCUGGGCCGAAGAAUGGUACCCUAGUCGAAGAUUCAAGCAUCCGUGAAAUUGACAAUGCGAUCAUCGGACCUCAAAGAAGGGAUCUUGGAAGCACGCUCAAAUCUGUCUUCAAGGGCUUCAAAUUCAAUCUCAAGUCGCCUAGCAUGGAUUGGAGGAAAGUGAUUGGCUCGACCAAAAUUGGCGCAUCCUUUGGUUUGACUAUCAAGAAUGGGUUGGAUCUUGACAUAGCUCCUCUCGAAGGCAAAAUGGAGGUGGAUGUCCACGAUGAAGCCUACGCUCGCGUCCAUCUUGGAUUCAUGGGAAUCAAUAUCGACCUCCUCCUCAUCCGCGUCUGCUUUCACGGCAAAGCGGAAUACAAUCUCAAUAUUUUGCAGGAGUUCAGUUUUGAUAAGAUUCUUGCACAGAUCAAGAAAUAUGAGAAUCUAAUCGGCGACACUGUCCAGGCGGUGAAGGAUGGCAUCAGUUUACUUGACAAACUGAUUAACGGCGAGAUCAAGAUUGGUGACAUCUUCCAGGCGCUGAUUGAUGCCCUUGAAGCGUUGCCUGGCAUAGUGGUGGACAUCCGCAAGCGAGCAAUGAACGCAAUGAUGAAUAUUGGCGUUUUUGACGAGGAUGAACUCCCACCAUUUAUCCGUCCUGCAAGAAACGUGAUCGUCAGAAUCUCGACCCUGUAUAAUGAUAUCAGGACGGAUGUGAUGGACUUCUAUAAUAAACUUGUGGACUCGAUCACGAUCAUCAUCCCAAGGUCUGCCAAGACUUUGUUCGAGUCUGUCGAGGCCAUCAUUAAUUCGAUUGCGUCAUUCAAGGAUUCGCCCAAAGAGGCCAUCUCUCAGGUGUUCAAGUCAGUCAUGAACAUAAAGACGGCCGUCAUGGAUCUUCUCGAUGCCAAGAAUAAAACAAUGGAGGCAUGUUUCUUCCUGAAGGGUAACCGCCCCUAUUGGUGGGACCUGAAAACACAAUUCAUCGAGAUUUUGCAGGAAGUCAAGGUUGCUGUGAAGGCGAUGGCCAGUGGCUCCCCAAAUUGGAUUGUGCAGAAGGUCAAGGAAAAGGAUCCUAUAUUUGCUUUCACUGGUGGAAACACAAGCACGAGUGACCUGAGACGGAAGGUUGUUGAAGAUAUUCAGGCCGUCAUUAAGUCUCUCACCGAACCUUUUGCCAAAUUGUCGAAAAUGAUCCAGCCAUUUUUGGAUCAGUACAAUUCCGUGAUGAAUCUUGUUAACCGAAUCAAGGAGGCCUAUGUGCAACUCAAAACUGGGUACGAAACCGCCAGGCAAAUGAUCGACAAGAUAUUUGGGCCAAAAGCGCACAAAAAUUUUCCGCGGAAGACUCGUGAGAAGGGCGGGAAAUGUAAUGGAGAUGGUUUUUACCCGUCGUUGCUCAAAAACGGUGAUGAUGCGGACGAGUACCCCAACAGUGGGUUGGACUUGCUGGUUAAACCAGGAACAAGGAUCGUGGCACCAUUUGCUGGGUCGAUCAUGUUGACCGAUAACAGCUACGAAGUCAAGAUCGAGGUGAUCGGUGGAUCUUUAGCUCGCAAUGAAAUCUUCUUGACCAAUAUCGCGCCAAACGACACCAUCAAGAAUCCAACGGAUAAGGAUUAUGUUUUGAAUCAAGUUUAUGCAGGCCAGGAGAUUGGUGUUGCAAUCCUGUCCAAGCGAUGCGACAAGGCAACCAACCACAUCCAUUUUGCAAUGAGGAAGACCAUGCCACGAGGUGUUGUUGACCCAACCCGAUACUUGGAACCAAGGCCGAUACAAAUUCCAACGUGGGUUUCGGUUUGUGACGAUUAUAAAAUGGUGUAUAAGGGUCAAACCUUGGCUGCUGGCUCUAUCAUUGGUCUCGCAGGCAAGGCUUUGAAGGACAAAACGCCGCCAAGAAAACCGGCGCCAACGACGACAAUGAAACCAAAAGCUGAAAACAAGCCUAUCUCUCAAACGCAAAAGGAACUCCAAACUGAGCCCAGCUCGAGUUUUAACAUGAUGAAGGAAAAAGAAAGUCAAGGCAAAUCCCCUAAGAAGACGCUCGGCUUCCCAGACUUCAAAGCUUUCGGAAACAAAGUCCUCAAGAAAUUCAAACUACGCGAUUUGAAGAUGGGUGCCAUUAUUGCAUUUUUGGACGAACUUGGGAUGAAAGAUAGUACAGUUAAAAUGGCAAAGGUUAUCAAGAGGAUUAAGGAGCUUAUUGACAGUAAGCCGUGCUUUAAUCCGCAUCAGUUGACGGAUGACCAGCUUCGGCUGGAACUUGGCGACCGAAAGAUGAAGACGACAGGGAAUAGGAAGCAGAUGAUGCAGCGAAUAGUUCAGGCUGAUCAGAGAUGUCCCCUCAUGCAGCUGAGGAUGCCCAAGAAGAUGUACUGUACCUUCGAUGACCACUGCAUGGGAGUCCAGUGCUGUAUGAACGUCAAAGUGGCCAUGUUUACAAAGGCAUUUAAAGCAUAUGCUCGCUUUGAUCCAUGCGACUUCAAGUUUGUACUCGGAUUUGAGAACUGGAAGUAUGAAAUCAAAAUUUCUAUUUUCUUAGGUCAUGAGAAUGAUAUCGGUACCGGAAUAAAGCUGGACCUGCUUGGUGGAAUUGAGCUACGAGUACGGUACAAACUGGAAAAGACAGAUUCCGAAGCCCUCGCCACCUUUGUUGCUGCUGUGUGCAAAGAGAAUGACCCCAAGACCUGUCUUGUUGAGCUACCUCUGUUGGAUGAGGCUGCUAUUCCUCUGCCGCAGUGUUUCGAGAACGGAACCAUUGUGUGGCCUGAUGUGAACUGGGAUGAUUUCUUCAGCAAGGAUGCAAUCAAGAAUCGUCUGAAAGAAGCUGGAAAGAAAGCUGCCAAGAGUGCCAUCACAUCUGGAGCGUCUCUCUUACUUGAACAACUUGGAUUGCCAUCGGGUCUGUUGAAAGCUACUGGCCCCUGCCCGCGGCCGAGCGAGAUGACAACAAAGGUGCUGGACACAGAAUUGGAGAAGAGGAAGCUCGCCACAAAUGGCACGCGUGCUGAAAAGAACUUAAGACUGCGAGACGAUGACUUUUCAUGCUCUGUGAUGGGAAAAGACUUCAAGCUUCUGCCCAUCCCGGACGGCCUAGUCAACAAUACCUAUUACUCAAUCUCCGAUAACUGUAUGAGAUUUGAUGCUUGCGUCGAUUUCAAGAUCCCGCAGAUCGACUAUACGAAGGCAUUCCGGGCGUAUAUUGACCUCGACAUGUGUAACUACGAGAUAAACAUUGGAUUCGAGUUGUUCAAAGUCAACAUCGUGAUUUUCACCUAUCCCUGGGGGACGGAUAGGCAACUUAAUAUCAGCGACAAUGUUAUUAUAAAUUAUAACAUCGACAAGAAUGAUGAGAAGAAAAUCUUCAUUGUCACCUUGGGGAUCAAGAUUUGUACAGACGCGGACUGCAUCGUUGACGUCACUCUCCUGAAAAAGAAGACGAUCCUGCAGCCGUUCUGUAAUGAGAACUUCACGGCUUCGCUACCAGGCAAUGGUUCAAUCAGUGGGUUCCUCCAAGCUAUGGGCGGGGAGAUGUCCAUGGCUGCUUUUAAUGUGAUUCUGAAGCAGUUUAAACUUGACGAAGUUCUUCUGGAUGGACAAUGCGUCAUGCCAACAAUGGCUCCUGAUUCGUGCCCUUGGACACUCAACCUCGACUUCCUCCCAGCCCCCGUCAAGAAACUCCUAAACUGUAAACUUGCCGACAAUUGCUUCGGAAUCGAUUGCUGUAUAGAACUCCCCUUCAAGCUGCCGCUGGUUAAGGAACCGGUGUAUAAGAAUAUCAGGACGUUCUUCCAGUUUGAGCCAUGUAACUUCACCUUCGAAGCCGCGUUCGGCCCAUGGAAUUACAAAACGAAGCUGAUUUCUUAUGACUGGGGGAAGAAAACCAGUCUGACCAUUGGAUCAGGGGACCCACCGCCGAUUGAUAUCAGUUUCAUCAUCGACAAAGACGACGCUGCAAAAUCGUUCAUUCUGAGUUUGAACGUGACCGUCUGCCUAAACAUCGAUGGCACCCAGAUUUGCAUUCCAGAUGAGAAUGGAUUCCAAUUGAUGGAUAAGAUGGUUGUACCACUGUGUGACGCAAAUGCCAUGGCGGGAAUCGUUGCCAAGUUUAGAAACACGUCUAUCAAAGAUUGGGCCAAGACGCAAGGAAUUCAAAUCGGGAAGAAGCUGGCUGCAGCCGGUAUUGACCAGCUCUUGACCGAACUUGGCAUCAAACCAUAUCUGAAGACAACUGGGCAGUGUGAUUCUUCACGUGCACCUUAUGCCCCAGCUGUCAAUGGGUGGAAAAAUGACUGUCCUAAAAGUAUCUUCAAACUCCCAAAGCUGCCAAGUUGGGUUUCCUGUCAUCUUGUUGACACCUGCUCCGGCAUUGAGUGUUGCGCCGAUGUGGACUUCUACGGAAUGUACACCCAUUCGUUUACGUUUUAUCUCGUUCUCGAUACCUGCGACUACGUGUUUAAGACUGGCUUUGAGAAUAUCAACUUCAACUAUACCUUGUUCACCUAUGACUGGGGAAAGCAGGAAAAGCUCAACUUGAUGGAUAUAUUCAAAAUCAGUUACUCCAUCGGUAGAAUUCGAGAGAGGAAGAAGUUCAUCCUGAAUGCAGAUCUUUGUGUAUCGUUUGGCAAAAAUGAUGUUUGCGAUAUGGAGCUAAAGAUGUUGGAAGACACGGAGGUCCCACAAUUUCUGUGCGACAUGUCUGCAAACUUCUCUCUUCCGAGUGGCAUUUCUGUGAAAGAGUUCAUGAAGGAACAGGGUGGAAAACUCGCCGGUCAGGCACUGGAUGCUGCAUUGAGGGCCCUGGGACUUGGGGCAUUCAUUGGCGGAACUGGACUUUGCCCCAAUAAGGGAAUGCCUAUACAAAACUCAUGUCCGUACAUCGACAAAUACAACAUCAGCCUGCCAACUCUCCCGGACAGCAUCAGCUGUGCCAUUAACUACCAGUGCCUCGGUGUCGAGUGCUGCGCCAGCAUGGACCUUGGUUUCCUGCAGAGAAGCUUCCGAGCCUGGGCAAUCAUCGACCCGUGUGACUACAAACUCUCCGUUGGAUUCGAGGGCUUGGAAUUCAACUUGACGCUGUUUACUUACGAUUGGGGCAGGGAGGAAAAAGUAAAACUUGGGGAUUAUAUGGCUAUUGUAUUUUCAAUUGGGAAGUCAAAGACCAACUACAAAAUCAAUCUGGCUGUCACUGCCAACAUUCCCGAUUUUCCACCGAUGGACAUAAAAGUGUUGACCAACUACGAAUUUCCAAUCCCCUUCUGCGAUCCCAAUGCCACCUUUGUUCUGCCAUAUAAAAACUGGGACGAUUUCAAGAAGGAUGUGGGAGGACAGGCUGGAGAUUAUGCGUGGAAGGCAGCGCUAAAGUUCUUGGGGCUACAGAAUAUUGUGGAUGGGAAUCUGUGCACAUUGGCACCAGUUGCUCCGAAUAAUUCUGCAAUCUGCCCUCAUCUCAAGAUGCCCAAACUUCCGAAAUGGGCGCAAUGUACCUUCGAUGAGAUGUGCUUCGGAAUCGAGUGUUGCGUGGAGUUGGACUUCAAGGUCACGAAGAAGUCUUUGAAAGCCUGGGCGAUCGCCGACACCUGUGAUUACGCAAUCUCUGCAGGAUUCGAGAAGUUUAGCUACAAUAAGUCACUUGCCUCGAGUUUCUGGGGACAGGAGAUGAUCAUUGAUGUGUCAGAAUAUUUUAGGAUUUUCUUCACUGUGGACAAGGAUACCCCGAAAAAAAUGUUGAAGUUUGAUCUGAACAUGGCAAUGAUGUUAGACCAAGUUGUCGAUUAUAAAGUCCUCGACAAUUUUGAAAUGCCACAGCCUUUUUGUAACCCAGACUUUGAUCUUGGUGGAACAAUAUCGGACUUCAAAGAACAGGCGGCAGAUAACUUCAAGGGAAUGGUGACAGAGCAGAUCCUCAAAAGGAUUGGAUUGAGCAUGGAUUUCUUUGACAUGUCCGCCUGCCCCAUAUCUGAGAAUGCAGUCUCAUCAAGCUCAUGUCCUCAUUUCUCAGUCCCCUCCUGGCUCCCAGAUAACGUGCGCUGUCAAGUCCAGGAAAACUGCUUGGGCAUGACCUGCUGUGUAACCUUGAAGGUUCUUUCCUUUGAAUACACGUUCAAGGCCCGCGUCUUCUUUGAUCCCUGCAACUACACAUUCAACGCCCAAGUCGAGAAUUGGAAAUACCAGAAAUACAUCUUUGAAAAUUUCGGUUUUGAUCGUGAGGUGAUGAUCUUCAAUGCCCUUGGCUUGAGGUUCAAGUUGGUGAGCGGAGGCAAAGGUGACCUGUUGGUGACCUUGGACAUCAAGGUGUGCAUGGACGGCCAGUGUUCUAAGCCGUUUAACCUCCUCGAUGGCACUCGGCUGCCCUUACCGUAUUGCUCAGAAGAUGGAACUAUAGUUUGGCCAAAAGUGAAGCCUUCCGCCGAAGAAAUGAAGCAGUGGCUGUCUCAGAAGAGCAAAGAUGCGGUCACCGAUCUAAUUGGCCUCGGACCGAAAUUUUUCCGAAGUGAAGUUUGCGCGGUACCUGCCAAUACGACUUGUCCAUAUUUCAAAUUGCCAAAUCUGCCUGAGAGUAUCAACUGUGUGUUGAGUUCCUAUUGUACCGGUGUCGAAUGCUGUCUGGACGUCGAUUUGAAAGUUGCAAGUUGGUCUUUCAAAGCGUGGGCUCUGCUUGAUCCGUGCGAUUUUGUCUUCUCUUUUGGAUUUGAGAAUUGGCACUUCAAUAACACACUUUUCAGCUACAGUUGGGGCACACCUAAAACAAUAGAUAUUGCUGGGGCUAUCAGUGUGACAUAUACUAUCGAUAAAACGGCCGACAACAAGAACUUUGAGAUGAGCGUCAGCUUCUCUGUGAGGGCGAAAGACGACCUCAUUAUUCCAGAAUUCCAACUACUAAAGAAAGCGCUCAUUCCGAUUCCAUUCUGUAACCAAGAGGGCGGAAAACCUGUCCUUGAAUGGGCAACGCCGGAUGAAGUUUUCGAUUCGGCUAGUGGGAUCAUUCUCACCCGUCUUGGCCUGGACGCAAAUCUGCUCUAUGGGUCUGGCUGCCACGAGGUCAAUAACACUAACACCAAGACAUGUCCGUACUUCACCCUGCCGGCGCUUCCGAAACCCGUGUCUUGCGUCAUCAGCGACAAGUGUACGGGAAUCGAAUGCUGUGUGACCUUGGAUCUGAAGGUCGUGAAGAGGUCAUUCAAGGCCUGGUUGAAAAUCGACCCAUGUCUUUUCACAUUUUCUAUCGGAUUUGAGAAAUGGACUCUAAAUGUGACACUUUUGAAUUUUGCUUGGGGUGUUGAAAAGACAGAAAAAAUUGGCUCAGCAGUGAAUAUGAAAUACAUCGUGGACAAGACCGUGGACCAGCGUGACUUCCUCUUCACUCUCAAGGUUGACCUGUGCUUUGAUGAUAUCUGCGCCGAUGAUAUCUCAAUUUUGAAUGCAGUAACAGUGCCGAUACCUUUCUGUAAUACGGAUGGAAGUUUCCAAUGGCCUUCCAUUUCUGUUAAUGGCUUGGCGAAGGCUGCCAGCGGGCUUGUGCUCAACCGCCUUGGUGUGGCAAUGGACGAACUCUUUGGAGAGGAAUGCACACCACCUCAAGACAACUCUGACACUUGCCCAAGUUUCAAGCUGCCAUCAUUGCCCAGCGCUGUCAAAUGUAGAUUGACCGACUUCUGUACUGGCGUUGAGUGCUGUGCUACUUUGGAUCUGAAGGUUGUUUCGCGGAACUUCAAGGUUUGGGCGAUGAUUGAUCCAUGUCAGCUGUCGCUUUCCAUUGGAUUUGAGCGAGAAUACUUCAAUAUGUCGAUUGGAAAUGGAUUGUAUAAAUGGGGCGAGACGAAAACGUUAACGAUCGGCAAUAUCAACAUUCGCUACAGCGUUGACCACUCGCCCGACGAUGGCAAGUUCAUACUGACGCUCGACGUGGAGUUGUGCUUGGAGGGCAGCUGCGUGACCUUGAACAUCCUUAAGGGCGUGCAGAUUCCCGUGCCAUUCUGUCAUAACAAUGGAACGAUCAGUUGGCCGCAGGAUCUGACGAUGAAGACCAUCCUGAUGAAUAUAAUUGGUGUUUCUUCAGACUUUUUCAAGAAGCCGGCAUGCGUUGCUCCACUACCUGAGCCGACUAAGAGUUGCCGUGCUGUGAGCCUGCCUGCAAUUGCCCAGUCCGCGUGCAAGCUGACCGACAGCUGCAUGGGAGUACAGUGUUGUUUUGAUUACGACUUUAGAGUGAGCCGGUUCCAAGCAUACGCUUUCUUCGAUCUCAACUACUGCAUAAACAAGCUCUCAUAUGGACUUGAAAACAAAGUCUGGACAUUUACAAUGAUUUCGUUCGGGUUUGGAGUUGAGCACACGCAAAACAUUGGCGAUGAAAUGACCUUGACCUACACCAUCUGGGACAACAUCAAUCGUUUCACAGCCAGCUUGAAAGUCAGCAUCUGCUUAUCUAGUAGCGACUGUUUUGAGAAAGUUCUCUUGGACAAGACGGACUUCACGAAGCCUGGUUGUUCAAGACGCAGGCGAGCGGCACUUCCGUAUCAUCAUCCAGAGAGGAGAGCAUUGAGGUCAAAAUCAGUGGAUUUGAACAAGCUUGAUGAUACCCCUGAUGACGACAUUGAUGUUAUCGUCAAGAAAAUGCAGGCGGAGAACAAAACCGUGGCAGAAAUUAAGGCGUAUUUUAUGAAUGCAGCCGCUUCACGACAGAAACAAGGCCUGGUGGUUAAUGACAAGGCCCCUGCGGGUUAUAGGUCGAGGAUGACAUCAAUUGCCGGGACAGGUGCAGCCAGUUUCAUGAGCGGAAACCGUGACCCUUCAGGGAAGUUUGAUAUUAAAGGAGCUGACAAGAUCACGGAAAUGUUGGGCUCUGUGACGGGGAUUAUUGGCCGAGCUGCUGAGGCUUUCACCCCCGGUGCCGGGCUAACACAAGCUGGACUAGAGCUUCUUGGUGCUCAGUUGGCCGAUAUGACAGUCGGGGAUAUCGAGGCAAUGUUGGACACGCAGAAUCUCGAUCCGGUUGUUGUGAUCCUACUGAUGAAGGACUUGAAGGAAUUGUUUGUUGCAAUUUAUAACGAACUUGUCGAUGCAUUCCUUGCUGCGAUGGAUGGUGAAUUCUCGGCCCUCGAUGUUACGCUCAAAGGCGAUUUCAGCUGUCCCAAGAAAUUCGUAAAAUUCUUCGAGUACAAGCAGUUCUUCAUGGUGGGAGGGCUUGUCCCAAUGACAUUUAAGUUUGGCACAGAAGGCUACUAUGGCGCUGAGAUAGAACUUGGAGCUAAAGUCCUUGAGAUGAUGACGUUUGGUACAGCGGUCCCUUUUGUCGGCGUGAAUAUCUACGGAGAGCUCGGUAUCGGUUUCCUCUUGUAUGGCAAGCUACGUUUCCAGGGAAGCAUUUGCGAGCUACGUUUCCCGACUUACGCCGAAAUUUACUUCAACAAAUUCCCAAUGGAUGUCGGGCUGAAAAUGGACUUGGUUGUGAUUCCUCUCACGCUCAAGCUGAUAGGACUCGUGACCUUGGAAAUUGACCUUGGGCCAUUAGGUUCAAUCACAAAGACGCUCUUCUCCAUGAAUAUCUUUGAGUAUCGUGCUCCGUCAAUCACAACCAACAUCUUUAAUGUACAUACCAAAGACGAAGAUGAAACUCCGCCAUCCUUCUCCAAGUUUUCAUCCAAUGAGGUUACCAAGAGAAAUGCGGAGGCCAUUAGCUGUGAAGUGUCGCAGAUUGCUGGCCGAGACUACACUGAGCCGGCGUUCGAGAUAGCAGCACGAGCAGAGGAUGAUAAAUCACAAGUCAAGUUAUCGAUGGAUGUUGGAACCGUACCCGGCGGAAGUGAUCUGUUGAAAAGUGUGGAGGUUGGCGGCCAGUCAAGCGUCAUUACCACAGUUUUGAAUACUCAAGGCAUACCUGUAUACUUCAAAAUCAGCGGAUCGAACAGCGCCAGUGGCUCAAGCUAUGUCACGUGUUCCCUGCCAACAUACGACAGAACUCUACCGUUUGGCCGAUUGCGUGAAGCUUUCAAAAGUACUAGCAACCAUAAGGUGAUAAAGGCAUCACUGCUCGCCCUUGAGGAUUCCGAAAUAACCGAGUCUAAAGUUGCUGUUGGCUUCGGACGUGGGAUGUACGGAGACCAGAUCAAGCAUUGGCACGAGUUUUCUCUCGAUCCUGUGGCUGUUGUGAGCGCAGGGUCAGUGAUGGACAAAUUCACCGCAGGCGUGGCUGGACGACUGGUCGCAAAGAUUCACAGCACAAGCGGGAAGCCUGACGUGAUCAGUUGUGCAAGUUCAUGCCUAAGCUUGCUGCCAGCACAAUGUUUGAGUUUUAACUAUGAUUAUGGUAAUACUGGAAAGUGCGAACUUCUGGAAGGCAUUGAGAAUACAGAAAACAAGAUUGGUGCAUCGGGCAAUUUCUUCUAUUUUGAACGUCUCAACAUUGGCAAAGUUGUCGAUUUCAAUUUCGGUGACGUCUACCUAGAGCACAACAAUCUGUACUUCUUCAAUGUUGAGAUGGUCAACAGCCUUGGCUUCACCAACAUCAUCAGCACCGACGCUAUCCUGGUGGACCUCUCCCCACCAGACACAGGCCUAAUAAAGAACGCUAAGUCAGACAUUUUCGAGCAGACCGCUUGCGCCAAAUUGAUUCCUUCGAAUCGUCAAGACUGGUUGCCGCGCUGUACUGGUGCUGAUACCACAAUUAAAAAUCAUCGUACCGUCAUCGACGGGGAGGGCUCCAAGACCAUCUUCAAUGGUUACAAUGCAAUGGAAAACAUGCUCUACACGAGAGCCAAUCAUUUCAUCUCUGUCAACUGGGACGGUUUCCACGACAACGACACAGGCAUCUUGGGAUAUACGUGGGCAGUUGGACAGACGAUUUGCUCAGAAAAGAUCGGUGCACAUACCGAUCCUCACGCUCACCUUUACGACCAAUCAGAAUGGACCUACUCAGGAACUAUCUAUCCUGAUAAACAACUUGCAGAUGGCAAAUACUACACAACCGUCAGGAGUCUGAAUAAGGUCGAAUAUGGUGGCCCGCUCGCUACAACGGUCUGCCACACAACACCACUGACUAUUGAUAAUUCACCACCCAUAUUUAGGGAGAUCUUUGAUGUCGGCUACAAUGAAGAAACAUUUAUUAUCACAGCAAAACACAGCGUGGAGGAUCCUGAAUCUGGUAUUAACCGUACCUAUGGUUGCCUCGGCCGUACAACGAAAGAUUGCGAUCUCCUAGCCUGGACGCUGUUAAAAAGCAACGACAUGAUGAACUUCACUUUCCAAAUUCCUGACGGUGUGCCAGCAUGGCCAAAACUGAGAGCACAGAAUCAUGUUGACCUAACAACCAGUGGCAGCACCAAGACCCCAAUUCUGGUUGACACAUCUCCGCCGAUCCCCGGGGAAGUUUAUGACGGUGAUCAAACAUGGCAUCAGAGAACUUUUACUAUGAACGACAAAAAGGUGUGUGGUAGCUGGAAAGAUUUUACAGAUCCGGAAUCCGGUAUUGCAUAUUACCAGAUGGCAGUCACAGAUGUGAGCAAUGGCAAUAUCGUGGUGAAUCUGACCAACUUUAAGGCGAUUGACUACGAAGGGUGCAUUGACCUCGUGAAGAAUGGCUAUCCUCCGCUCUCUCAUGGGUCGUCCUAUAAGACCAGCAUUACUGCAUGGAACGGUGCUAUCAGGCAGCUGUUCAUUAAGGCAGAAUCUGCAGGCAUGAAAGUUGAUCUGACCCCGCCUGUUAUGGGUGAUGCCAUUGAUGGUGAUGUUGCUGGAUUCCACGAUGUACGGUUCAGCUCGCAGAGAGCGGCUGUAUCUGCCCAGUGGAGGAAUUUCAAUGAUCCGGAGUCGAACAUUAUCGACUAUGAAGCACAGGUUGAAGUCUCUCCCGAUGGCACCCAACCCUUUGAGGUGAACCACGCUUUCGAGUCAGUCUACCCGAAUGAGAAUUUCACCUGGUAUCACUUCAAUCUUGCCCACAAGUCCCAUGUGAAGACGACCCUGCAUGUGACAAACGGUGCCUUUAACACUGACACAGCUACAACUGAUGGCUACGUCGUUGAUCUGACCCCGCCCGAGCUUGAUCAUAUUGGAGAUGGAAGCACCCCUAAUGCGGACAUAAACUUCCAAAGCACCACCGACGAUAUGUCCGUCAACUUUGGUUUCCAUGACGACGAGUCCGGUGUCAAGAACCACAAGGUCAAGUUGUAUCAGAUUUAUGAGAAAACGAAGACGCUUAUCGCAGAAUCUACGGAACUUCCAAGUUCCCAGGAAGUUUUCACAAAAACUGGAUUGGAUUUGAAGAAUGGCGCCACCUAUUUCAGUUUGGUGUCAUCAUCGAAUAACGCCGAGCCAAGCCUGCAUGCCAUACACAAGACAACUGGGUUCAAGAUCGACAAGACCGCACCAGACAUGGUACGAGUUCGUGUCGGUGUUGUGACCGGUAUGAAUGAAGAGAGGUACAACGGCAAGGUAUUGCAGUCUGACAGGAAAGGUAUCACCGCAUCGUGGUUGGCCAUUGAUGGAGAAUCUGGCGUGGAGGAGUAUAGAGUCUGCGUUGGAUUAUCAAAUGGAACAUGUGAAGUGUCCGCAUGGCGCUCCAUGGGUAAGACCAUUGACGGUUACAUCGAUAACCUGAACCUAGAGCUCUCCAACAAUACGAGGUACUACUACGUCAGUGUGAAGGCUCUCAAUGGUGCUGGCCUGUGGUCAGAUGUGGUCUGCGGAACACCGCUCAAAGUCGUCGAGAAAGACAAGGCCGGUCAUGUCAUUGAUGGUGCCGAUGGUACAGAAGUUGAGCCACAGACGGCCAUUGGAGUAGACAUGGACUACACCCUCGACGAUCACACCGUCACUGUGCAGUUUGAAGGUUUCGAGAGUAAGCUCUACGGUAUCAAACACAUGUCGUGGGCUAUCGGUUUGAGUCCAUUAGGGGAGGAGGUUCAGCCCUACAUGAGGGAAGGUAUCGUGCUUAGAAAUGACGACUCUUUGCUGGAUGGAAAUGAAGUUGGUCAAAUUGGCGCUGGCAAGGCCUCCGCUCCGGUCGAACUUGAAGCCCAGAAGAAGUACUACGCAAGUGUCCGAGCGACGACGUUUGAAGGAAAGACUUUGGAGUCGACAUCCGAUGGGUUUUUCAUCGAUCAGAAGGCACCAGAGGUCAUCAUUACCAGUUUGGCGCUCUCGGACAACAUAACGAGUCUCGAAGAAGGCAAGGUUAUCUAUCAAGUUGCUAUCGACUCCCUCUCGGGAUCCUGGGAAUACAAGAUUGACCAAAAUACAAGUAGCCCCAUCAUGGCGGCAGUGUAUUCGUUCAGCACCUACCCUGGAGGACAUGACAUCGUUGAUCUGACAAACGUAGGCAAGAUCUAUGUGACCCACACCAACGCUGUCGCCCCUGGUAAAUUAACACCAGUUACGGACGGUCGUGCAAACAUCCUCGAGGUGUAUGCUGUGAAUGCGGUCGGCUUGAUCGGGACUGUAACGUCUGCGGCGAUAGUUGUUGAUGACACACCCCCAGUGUGUGGAAGGGUCACAUGUCCUAAGACCAUUCAGGCUGUUACUGAGCUGGAGUGCUCUUGGCAUAAGUUCUACGAGGAAGAGAGCUUAAUCACCUCCUUUGCGUUUGCGAUUGGAUCGGCGCCCAAUGAGGAUGAUAUCUACAGCUUCAGGACACUGCCGCCGUACAAAGAGAAACAUCUGGCAACACAUUUUGACUCCCCACUUGAAAACCACAAGAAGUACUAUGUCACCUUGCUGGCGAUCAACAGCCUUGGCCUGUUCUGUGAAUCAUUCUCCGAUGUGAUCAUGAUUGACGACACACCCCCUACGGCGGGAUUCAUCGUGGAGUUGUCACACACCUAUCACAUCGACUUCAAGAAACCGAAGGAGAGCAAGAAUGAUAUCAGGAACAAGAGGACUUGUGAUAGUGAAGAAGAGUGCCUGAAGAUAGACGCCGUCUGCCAGAACUCUGUCACACAGGUCUCCGUUGCCUGGACGCCCUUCACUGACAAACAGACAAAAAUCACCCAUUACUACAUCGCGAUUGGUCGCUCUCCUGGAGGCUCACAGAUCAAACAUUUCGUCGAGGUUCCUCUCACAGCCAACAACUAUAUCAUAGACAAUCUUAACUUGGAGAAUGAGAAGCAGAUCUUUGCAACAAUCAAGGCCUACAACGAAGCCGGGAUGUCCACCACUGCCACAAGUAAUGGCGUCUACCUCAGUUACGUCACACAGGGCCUGCCGCCAUUGAGCCAGAUUAUGGUCUCGGAUGGACCUGAUGUUUAUAAUGAUGUCGAUUACCAGGAGAGCCAGAGUACGAUCUCUGCCAGCUGGGACUUCCGUGGCGACCCCUGUCCUAUGAAGAGUUAUGAGUGGAGAAUUGAGAGGCUUGAUGGGGUGGUCAUGCAAAAUUAUUCUGAUACAGCAGGCCAGACAACUGGCAUCAACUAUAACCUCAAAAUGAAGGAAGGGGAGUUGUAUUUCGUCAUAGUACGCGCCAUCAACCAGAUCGACCAGGUCUUAAUCAAACGCUCCAAUGGCGUGACAAUCAGGCGCAAUCCACUACGCCCGGGACGCAUCUCCGAUGGUGAUGUCAUCGGCUACGAUCUGAUGUAUUUGCCGUCGACAAGCGAGAUAUCUGCCAAUUGGGACGGAUUUGGUAGUGGUGAAGUAGGCUCAGAGGUCAAGGUUCUUACAGGCAAUGCUGGUGUGGGAUUCUCAGUUAAUGCUGGUGUGGGAUUCUCACUGGAUAACAAAAAUCACCAGUUGGUCGACUAUUACGAGGUUGCAUUGGGGACUGACCGUCGCUUCUCACGCACAAGGGACAAUAUCGUACAAUUCACAAACGUUGGCUUGAAUCACACCGUCACAUUCAAGGACCUACAGCUGACGGGGGGAAGAUCGCAGUAUUUCUUCACCGUCAGAGCUUACAGUACGUCGCAGUCGAUGGCGGAAGUGACCUCAAAUGGAUUCUAUGCAGGAUAUGAUACUCCCGUGAUGCCAUCGGUCAUCUCCAGUCCGGAUAGUUUUUGGAGCGAUAGGACAAAUUUGGUGGUUCAGUGGGACAAGUUCAACUCUGGGACUGAAGUCGGCAUGAAUCAGUAUAGUAUUGGUGUGUCGGACAAGCCCCUCGCGCAGUUUGAUCAUGUUUAUACUCUCAGGCAACUGCUCACACUGAAUAAAGCAACAAGAUCUAAACUCUUCCCGGUUGUACCCCUGGAGAAUGUCCAACUCAAUACUGUUUUCAGUACAGGAGGCCUGAACCUGGUCCCUAAUCAUUUAUAUUAUGCCACGGUUAUUGGGAUGAAUGGUGCGGGAAAAUGCAGCAUGGCGGAACGUGCGUUCAGGUUCGAUAAUACGCCUCCGACACCGGGCGAGGUCAAGGUCGGUCCGUACUGGAACAUGCAAGCUGCGUAUACCAACUCUCUCUCAACCAUCGAUGUGGAAUGGAGGAAUUUUGCCGAUGCUGAGUCUGGUAUCAAGUGGUUUGCCAUCUCUUUAUGGACUUCUCUGGAUUGUGGGGCGGACCAUAAAAACAGCCUUACCGCAUAUAAAGACUGGAUCGUCCUUCCUAUAAAUGCCACAUCAUACAAGUUUGUUGAUCUGGUGCUAAGGAUGCAACAACCAUACUAUGUGAAGCUGAGAGCGGUCAACAAAGCCAAUCUGAAGACUGAGGUGAUGGCUGCACCCGUCCUCUUGGACACCACUGAACCGACCGCUGGUGAUGUCGUUGAUGGUCCGUUGUUUAAACAGGAUAUUGUCUGGGUGUCCCACAAUGAUAAGGUCACUGGCAACAUUCUUCAUUACCCUACAAAUUCCGAGGACCCGUGUCCCAAUCGUGAUAUGCCGAUGGAAACCUCUUGGACAUUCAUGGACACCGCUGCAAACCUCCAAGUUAACAACACACAGUGGGGUAUUCAGUAUCUCCGUCGUAACGUGGAAUACGUUUCCGAUAGCGAUGUUUUGCGGGUGACGAUGAGACGUGAGAGUGGGGAUGAAAUGUCCACUGGCGGCUUCUACAGAAAUGCUGAAAUAGCUAGAGGAGGCGUCUAUCAGAUUGGGAUCAAGGCGACCAGAGGGAAGGCUGUAACUAGUGUGGUCUUCUGGGACGGACAACCUGGCACGUUUGGUGACUACAAUUACGUGGAUCAGCCAUCGUGGGCCGAAGGAAAUUGCAAGUGCUGCCUUAAAAAACCUAUCCCGUCGUCGUGUGUUUGCAAUUGCACCACCUAUCUGGCCGACCUGGCCUAUUAUAAAAACCUAACGCAAAAGGCCACUGCUGAGCCUAGUCAAGAUAGUCAAGAUAGUCAAGACGAUGGUAUUCCGUAUCAGGGUAGCGGUGUUGAGUAUCAGACACAACGUGCCUGCGGGUUACAACUUGUGGGUGACGCCACCCCCUACGCCAUCCUCUGGUGUAGUUAUGCAAAUGACACGCAGUCUGUACUCAGCCAGAAGAUGGAUUUACCAUACGACCCAACUGCUGAUUACCACAAAUACACGAUAGAGGUCCAUUACAGAGAUGACGACCCAGUAAAUCCACAAUGGUGUUUCACAGUUAAAAACAAGAAACUUGGUCUUCUGAUUGGUGAGGUGUGCGGCAUUGAAGAAUUCACAUCAAAUACGAUCGCCAUCUUCCACGUUUUCAACAAAAAUAAUUACAUAUUGUCCGAUCCGUCUUACGAGGCGGUUGCGCUAUUCAAAGACUUCGUCAUGCCACCGUCUGCUCAAGAGUUGUGUCGCUACGGCAAGAUCUUCCAGGGCGGCGACACCGCCAUUAUCCGUUAUGAAGCUGGAAUCGGCACAAAUGCUACGCUGACGAAUAUAGCAGCUUUCAAGGAGGUUGCCACUCCUUGUGUGCCGUGCGUCAAAUCAUGCGAUGUGUUCACGUGUAACAAGAGUUGUCCAGCCAAGUCCAUUAGUAAUAUCCAGAUUCAGUUGGACGGUUUGUCACUGAAGUUGGACAAUAACAUAACAACCGCACAUGGCAAGAAGGGAGAAUUUAAGGACAAGUUAGAGAUAAUGUACUAUUUGACAGUGAAAGCACUGCUUGGCUCCGGUGCGUACGCCAUUCAAUCCUCCACUGGUUUCUACAUCGACAUCACGCCGCCCGUCCUCGAUAGCGACGUUGGUGUCAUGUACAUAGAUGUGAAGCGUGGAGCAUUCGAACCGGUUCAUUACCAGAAGUCCAGUGACACGCUUAAGGUGAUCUGGAAAUGUGACGACAGUGAGAGUGGUAUCAAGGAAAACAGCUGGGCGAUCGGUACGAAGCCAGGACAGACGGACGUACAAGGCUUCACCUCUGUUGGGAUGCUUGGCACUGGUACAAAGACCGAGUUCUGUAUCGGGACAUCUUUAGAAUCCAUAGAUGACGUCUUCCCAUGUACCUGGCUUGCCGUUAACACCAGCGGCCGCGUUGACAUAAAAGAUGGUCACAUCUACCUCAAUAACAUCAAGGGAAAACCGUUAUCGCAUUACAUAUUACCGGACAAAAACACAAGUAUGACGGCGCUGAAUAACAGUGAUAAUAGCUUUGAGAUGGAGCCAGGACGUAACUUCUUCACCAAAAUGAAAAUCUGUAACGAGGCAUACGCGUGUCGUUAUAAGUUUGUCGGGAGUACGACGGUUGUGGAGAGCGGCAACGUCAUCAAUACAGAAGGCGCGUCGGGUGAAAUCCCCCUGAGCGUAGGAGAAGAUAGAGUGAUGCCAUCAUUUACGGGUCUCCAAGCCGGCCAAACAGUUACGAUGGGCGUGAUCGAUAGCGUCAAGGCAAAGAAGAAAUAUGGCUCAGACGCAGUUGUGGAUUUUGUACCCUACAUCAAUGACCCUCAGUCAAGCAGUAACCUUGUGGAGACUGACCUUCAAGGAAGAAUUGUUACGAUGCCGGAUACGAGUUUCUUUAUAUCCCCCGUUGGACAAGCUCCAUUCAAUACCGCCCUGAAUGUCAAGAUUAUGGUCCCGUUCUCGAACGAAGUACCAGACGACUCACAGGAACGAAUGUUACUCCACUGGGACCCAACUGAACUCACCUGGAUGAUGAGUGCCACCUGUGGGGAAAUGCCAACAAUAGUUCCAAAUGAAAGUGGCAAUACUGUUUCGACAGCUGUCUGCAAGACCAGGAAAAAUUCCAAACAGGAAUACUUCUCCGUGGAGACGCAGUUUAUAUUUGCGAUUGUCCGUAAAACAUCAAGCGGAAAUGAGGUGGCAAAGAAAACCAUCGACAAUUUGUUAGACGCCAUUGAAACGAUUGACAGUGACGGCGACACUGAAAAGAAGGACCUCGAGAUGAAACUCAAAAUUGAAGCCCUCGAGAAACGCCUGUACGACCUCCGUGACGAUGUGCAGAAUCAAGAAGAUAUGAUUGACGGAACAAAUUUCUAACGAACGCUACGUUUUCCUGUAACCGAUUAACUCUAUGAACCCCAAGUCAAUAAUCAAUGAGGAUAACCAUUUCCCAUGAACUCAUCGCUGGAUUUUGUAUAACCUCUAACAUGUGUAACUGACGUCUUCAAUAUAUGUGCUUCCAA
Molecule: messenger RNA, 19640 nt
Organism: Lineus longissimus
Lineage: Eukaryota; Metazoa; Nemertea; Pilidiophora; Heteronemertea; Lineidae
Exons: 95
Coding region: 1-19494 (6497 amino acids)
Molecular function (GO): protein binding
Source: RefSeq, a predicted model, not a curated record